Dictyostelium purpureum is the source of this 801-nucleotide messenger RNA. RefSeq lists its product as uncharacterized. The record is from RefSeq and is a predicted model, not a curated record. The transcript is spliced from 2 exons. Lineage: Eukaryota; Evosea; Eumycetozoa; Dictyosteliales; Dictyosteliaceae. The annotation marks the transcript as partial.
AUUUUAUUGUUUACAAUAUAUAACCAAAUUAAUAUUAUCAACUCUGCUGAUACAAAUGGCACAAGCACAAAUAGUUCAUCAUCAAGUUCAGAGUAUAUAGUUGGUAGAUUUUAUUUUCAACAUUUCUUAAUUAUUAUAUUUGUUGUUGGUAUAAUGCUAUUUUUAUCAUUUUCAUUGAUCCAAGUAAGAAUUAGAUUAAAGAAUCGUAUGAUUGAUAGAAUACCUAGAAAUAUUAUGCCAUUUUUAAGACCUGGCGAUUUAUCAAAUAAACAGAGAACCAUUAUUUUAAAUGAAAUCGUUAGAUCAAAACAAAUUCAGUCACAAAUCGAACCAAUAAUGAUUGGAGAUUCACCAACAAUUAGUCAUUUAGGGUGGGGUCCACCAAAUACAGGUUACAGUAAAGUUCAUUUUAAAACUUCAAUAGCAAAGAGUUGGAUCGUUUUAGAAAAAGCAGCAACCCAUUACAACCCAGAAUUAAAAAGAGAUACAAAGCUGUGUAUUAGAGACUAUGUAGAGUUCCUAUUAGAAAAAUGCCCACAAAUAGAAAAGAAGUUUGCUUAUCAUUACAUCGAUAUUUAUGAAUGUGCUAGAUUUAGUGACCAAGAAUUUACCUUAGAAGAAUAUACAGAUUUUAUGUCAAAUCUAAUUGAACUAAUUAAAACUAUAGGUGGUGUUAAGGAUGAAAAUAACAAUAUAGAUGCAAGUGGUAGUACCAAUAGAAAUAGUGAUAAAUUUAAUUCAAUUAUCAAUGACAACGAAUAUUAUAAUUUUACAAGCAAUCAAUUUAAUAAUGACAUUAAC